AUGUUUCAUGAUAUUCAAAUUCUAGUUGAUCCAGUCGAUUUGGACAUGUUCAAAGAGAGAUUGAAACAUUUUCGUAUCAAUGGAUUGGUAUUAUCAGAAAACGUACAACAAUUUUUUAAUCAUCAAAAAAUUAUGUCGUAUGUACGCGCGAAAUGGGAUUCAUAUCCGUGGAAUGUUUAUCAUGAUUUAAAAGGAGUUUAUCAAUGGAUGACUGACAUCACAUCAGCUCAUUCAGACAAAAUAGCUUUGAGGGCAGUAGGAAAAUCUGCCGAAGGAAGGGAAAUAUUAGCGGUUGAAUUCAAAAAUCCAAAAGCUAAAGCUAAAGUUAUAGCGGUUGGUGCUAUCCACGGUAAUGAAUGGAUAUCUACUGAAUUUGUGACUUAUCUCAUACACAAACUCCUCAACGCUGACAAAUCACUCAAUAACAAACUUAAACAAGUCGCAAGGAAAUAUCAAUGGCUUUUGAUACCUGUCGUAAAUCCAGAUGGGUACGAUUACAGUAUGAGGGUUGAUCGAUUAUGGCGUAAAAAUAGAAGAGACCUCGGAAAUGGAACUGUCGGUGUAGAUUUAAACAGAAAUUUUGAUUACAAUUUCUGCAAACACGGAGGAAGUACUAAUCCCAAAAACGAAUAUUAUUGCGGACCGAAGCCUUUUUCUGAACCUGAAACUCAAGCUUUAUCGAAAUUUGUACACCUUCAUCACGGAAGUCUGAACUUUUAUUUUGCUUUCCAUUCCUAUGGACAGAAAAUAAUUAUACCUUAUUCUGAUAGAGUGAAACAUAUUGAAAACUUUUCGGAAAUGGAAAAUUAUGGGAAACAAGCAAUAUUGAAAAUGUAUAAAUUGAAUGGCGUCAAAUAUGGAGUCGGAACUAUUUACGACACAUACGGAUACAGAGCUUCUGGUGACAGCAUAUCUUGGGUAAAGAAGACUUAUAAAGUGAAAUAUUCAUUGGCCUUUCAACUCCGUGACAACGGCACCUUCGGAUACGCUUUGCCACCUGAGAAAAUUCUACCAGCUUGCAAGGAAAUGCUUCUAGGCUUAGUCGAACUAAUGACGGUAUUCCGAUUUACAAUGAAAAUAAUAUUAUAUUUAAUUUUCCUCGUACACUGCACAUUUUGUUCUUCAAAAAAAUAUCACAACCAUACAUUAUACCGAGGAAUACCUGUGACGGAGAAACACUUGGAUUUCUUUAAGAAUUUAAGUGAAAAUUAUAAUGCAAAUUAUUGGAGACCGCCUGGACUUGUUUAUAGACCAGUGGAAUUUGUAAUUCCUCCAGAAAAGAAGAGGCAAUUCACAAGAGAUUCUUUAAAUCAAGGAAUAUAUUUGACGACCAUCAUAGAAGAUAUUCAAAGUGCAUUUGACAAGCAAACUGUAAAAACGUAUAUAAGACGAAAUAUGGACUCAUUCGACUGGCGCAGUUACUUCCGAUUGGAUGACAUUUACAAUUGGCUCCACGAUCUUAAUAGAAUGCAUCCGGAAUCAAUGCAAUUGCAGAGCAUAGGAACAACAAAAGAAAAACGAGAUAUUUUAGCAGCUAGAAUUGUAGUGGGAAGUACAAAAAACAAGCCCAAAGUUAUCAUAGAAGGUGGUAUCCACGCCAGAGAAUGGAUUUCAAUAGCAUUCGUAACAUAUUUCCUGCAUCAAAUUCUCACAAGUAAAGAAACUGGAAAUAUAGCAUUGAGGACUAUAGCUGAAUCCUACGAAUGGUACUUCAUACCUGUCCUAAAUCCUGAUGGAUAUGAAUACACUCAUCUUAAGGAUCGGAUGCGUCGAAAGAAUUCUAACGGUGUGGAUAUUAAUAGGAAUUUUGGAAUUGCGUUCGGAACUGUAGGCGUAAGUUCCAAUAAGAAGAGUGAAAUAUAUUGUGGGCCGAAAGCGUUUUCUGAGGCCGAGAGUUCCGCCAUGGGUAACUUUGUGAGAGAAAAAAGUAAAGAUCUCAAGUACUACAUUGCCUUUCAUUCUUAUGGACAAUAUAUGAUUAUACCGUACGCCUUCUCAACUAAACACCAUGAAAACUUUAAUGAAGUUCAAUAUAUGGGACUUCGUGCCGGUGAGGUUAUUUCAAAAAGAUACGGGACACAGUAUAGCGUUGGAACAGCUUAUGAUACUGUUGGUUACGUAACAUCUGGUGUCAGUGGAUGUUGGGUAAAGAAAACUUUUAAAGUUCCAUACAGCAAAAUUCUUGCCAACGAAGAAGUAGUACUUCUGAUCCACUACACUAUUCUUUGUUCCACUCAAAACGCGUACAAUGAUGUUUAA
Melitaea cinxia (Glanville fritillary) is the source of this 2259-nucleotide messenger RNA. RefSeq names its product zinc carboxypeptidase A 1-like. The transcript is spliced from 15 exons. The coding region runs from base 1 to 2259 and encodes 752 amino acids. NCBI's taxonomy places the organism in Eukaryota, Metazoa, Arthropoda, Insecta, Lepidoptera, Nymphalidae. The record is from RefSeq and is a predicted model, not a curated record. Gene Ontology annotation, molecular function: metallocarboxypeptidase activity; zinc ion binding. Gene Ontology annotation, biological process: proteolysis.